Empidonax traillii (willow flycatcher) is the source of this 1312-nucleotide messenger RNA. RefSeq names its product MAD2L1 binding protein (gene MAD2L1BP). The transcript is spliced from 2 exons. Lineage: Eukaryota; Metazoa; Chordata; Aves; Passeriformes; Tyrannidae. The record is from RefSeq and is a predicted model, not a curated record. The coding region runs from base 34 to 750 and encodes 238 amino acids. Gene Ontology annotation, biological process: regulation of exit from mitosis. Gene Ontology annotation, cellular component: nucleus.
GUUCUUGCUCCGUUGUCGCUGCCGGAUCGCGGGAUGAGGCCUCGGCGGAGCACGUCGGUGCCCGGCACCCCCUCGGUGUCCGUGGCGUUCCCGGGCACCGUGCGCCGGGGUAGCGGCUGCCGCUUCACCUGCGAGCUCCUCAAGCACGUGCUGCACCAGCGGAACCAGCUCCCGCUGCCCUACGAGCAGCUCGCCUACUUCUGCCGGCGGGCGGCACAGAAUGGAGAUGGAAUUGAGAAGCCACCCUCCGUGGGCCUGGGAAGCAGCAAGUGCCAGCAGGUGCUAAUGGAGCUGGAGGGAUUGUUCCAGCAUCUGGAAGUCAUGUUUAGUUUGACGCUGGUUCCUAGGGUCCUCUUCCUACUUGGAGGAAAUGUCAUGAACCCCAAGGAGCUCUAUGAGCUGAACUUGGAAGGGAUCUGCGAGGGCAGUGCUGAGGAGAGCCUCCAGACGGCCCCCUGUGUUCGCCAGCUCUUUCACAGCCUGUUCGUAGCAGACAUCUUCAGUGAACUGAAGGCUCUCCCUAUCACAGGCACGCUCGUCCUGGUCCAGGGCCACCGGGACUGCGGUGUUGAGUGGUUCCGGCCCAAGCUGAACUACAAAGUGCCAACACGAGGGAGGAAGCUGACUGUUAGAUUGUCCUGUGAUGGAGACCCCCACCCGAGUGCCUCACCUACACAGCACACAGCGCCUGAGUGGGAGGACUACAUCUGGUUCCAAGCACCAGUGACCCUCAAAGGCUUUAGUGAAUGACUGGGAUCUAUAGAUGUCCAACUGGAAUAUUAAUUACCCUGUGUUAAGUGUUAAUUUUAUCCAGUGUAACCAUGUAUCUUUUUCUGAUUUUUUUUUUUCUCCAGGGCAUUUAUUGUCUUCCUGUAGCUUGGCUGCACUCAUCUUUUGUCACUUCCUGACUUCUUGUUGAAGGCAAAUCCCCUUUAAGGCAAAGGUGCAGUGAUUUCUGAGGGACUUGAGCUGUGGCAGAGCAGAUGAAUUAGUGUGUUGGGAUGCACCCUGCUGUGUGCUUAGGAGCAGCUGCAACUAUUGGUAUCCCCUCAGCUGUUGUGGUGCCCACCCCACUUGAGCAAUCAAGUUAUUAUCCAUCUAUUUGAUAAAAUUAGACUUCUACACACCUCGGUUUCAGUUCCUUAACGUUCCAAAGAGUGAGAUUUCUCAGUGGAUGGGAGAUCUUGUACCUAGUGCUGCUCUGUACUGGAGAUGGAAAGAGCUUGACCAGUUCUGUGGAGGCAGGGUAGCAAUAAGCAAUUUUAUUUUUUUUUAAAACCUUAGUCCAGCAGCCCUGACAAUCAGUUAAAUA